Molecule: messenger RNA, 639 nt
Organism: Pochonia chlamydosporia 170
Lineage: Eukaryota; Fungi; Ascomycota; Sordariomycetes; Hypocreales; Clavicipitaceae
Product: CaaX farnesyltransferase beta subunit Ram1
Exons: 1
Coding region: 1-639 (212 amino acids)
Biological process (GO): protein farnesylation
Cellular component (GO): protein farnesyltransferase complex
Molecular function (GO): protein farnesyltransferase activity
Source: RefSeq, a predicted model, not a curated record
AUGGCGGCCACGGUCACUUCAGAACCACAAACUUCUGCUGUCCCUGGGAGUAGAGAGUCGUCAUUGGCGCGAGACGUGGGAGAUGCUGGGUUGGUUCCCUCGAUUCCCAGCCUGUUCACCUCGGAGCCCCCCAUUCGAGAUGCCUUGGCCACGGACAGCUCGCAGGUUCAGGAUGAUACUGUGGAUGAGUGCAUGCCGUUUCUGACGGGAUAUGGACACGAUGAAUGCAACGCGCAUGGGAUACCUCCGCUCCUGCGGGAUCGCCAUGCGAAAUUCCUGCAGAAGCAGCUAGGCAAGCUGCCAUCCAUGUUCAAGUCUGCGGACCCGAGUCGACCAUGGAUAUUUUACUGGUGUCUCGCAGGAUUGUCUCUUCUCGGUGAAGAUGUCGCUGAAUAUCGCUCGAGACUCAUCGAAACUGUGCGACCCAUGCAGAAUGAGACGGGGGGCUUCGCAGGAGGCUUCGGCCAGACUUCUCAUCUUGCCACCACCUAUGCAGCCGUCCUGUCGCUGGCCUUGGUCGGCGGGGAAGAGGCCUAUGAGCUGGUUGACAGGAGAAGCAUGUGGAAAUGGCUCUCUUCGCUUAAGCAACCAGAUGGGGGGUUUCAAAUGGCCGUUGGUGGUGAGGAAGAUGUGAGGUAA